AUGGACGCUUUACCUUGCAUCUACUCUCACCACAAGAAAGCUUGGAUCGAUGGCACAUCAUUUCGCAAGUGGCUUCUUCGUUUCAACAGUCGAAUGGUUGCUCAAACUAGACAUGUUCUUCUUACAUUGGACAGAUGUACAGCUCAUAACGGUCGUGGUCUGAACCUAUCCAACAUACAGGUUCAGUUUUUUCCACCCAACGCCACAAGCUGCCUUCAGCCUUUGGACCAAGGCAUAAUCUCUCUCAUAAAGAGAGCUUAUCGUAAACGACUUGUAAGAUCUGCAAUUCGUGCUGCUGAAAACAAUAGUGCAACCCCAAAUUGGAAUCUGAUUGACGCAAUAAAAGGCAUCGCAGCAGCCUGGAACUCAGUAUCGCCACAUCAUAUAGGGAAGUUGUUUAACAGAGCUUGGAGACAUAGCAACACUGAAGAUGUCCACGAGUUAGAAGAUGCCACUUCACCUGAUGAAUGGACAGUUCUGCAGGACGUUGCGUACCGUGGGAUUAGUGUCGAAGAAUUCAUUGGUGUGGACGACGAUGUUGCCGUAUGUGCUUCUGUGGAAUCGGAUGUGCCAAAAGCUGUGAACGAGGCGCAAGAAUGGCCAUCAGAAGAAAGUGAAGAGGAAGUGAAUGCAGAUACCAUUCCACUUACCCGUCAGGAGAUGUUUACAGCCUUGGAUUGUUUAGAACGGUUUGCUUCAACAUCCGACGUCACUGCUGGGUUUUCGGACGCUAGCACUACAAUUGGUUGUGAAAUUGCAAAAUAUUAUCGUACCCAUGAACGCCAGCGCUAG
This is a messenger RNA of Schistocerca gregaria, 792 nucleotides long. Its product is annotated as tigger transposable element-derived protein 6-like. Gene Ontology annotation, cellular component: nucleus. The transcript has a single exon. The coding region runs from base 1 to 792 and encodes 263 amino acids. Gene Ontology annotation, molecular function: DNA binding. NCBI's taxonomy places the organism in Eukaryota, Metazoa, Arthropoda, Insecta, Orthoptera, Acrididae. The record is from RefSeq and is a predicted model, not a curated record.